CGGGAUCACGGUUACAACUGCCCCUGGAAUCGAGCCUCGGCUUAAACUCUCCUCGCUCACUCAGCUUCCGAAGCUGGGACUUCCAUCAAUUGUGUCCACGAAAUUCGCCCGACUGCAUCCUUUCCUUUUUGUACAUAUCGGGCGAUAGGUUUGAUUCCUUCUUCCCUCUAGGUUGAGUUAUAAGUGAACCCGGAUCCCCCCUUCUUCAACUUGUGUGGAUCGCGAUGGCGGAGGAAAAUCCAAUGACGUUCGAAGACCUGAUGUCUCUGCAAACCCUAGAUUUUGGGGAAGGCGAGCGAGGAAAAGAGCAAUUCAUGAGUGUGCGCCCGGCUUUCUGUGCAGGUGGCGGGGCGGGAGCUUCGUUUGGCGGGCAUGUGUACGCGCAGGGUGUCUGGGCGGCUGCUCAGACGGUGGGGAGCGGAAUGGUUGUUCAUAAUGUCCAUGGAUUCUUCACCUUACCCGGGAUGCCGGAUCGGCCGUAUGUUUAUGAAGUUACACAUCUGUCGGAGGGGAAGAGUUAUUGUACACGGAAUGUUAAUGUUAGGCAACCUACGACUCCUCCGGAAUCGAGGAGCAGGUUUAAGGAAGAAGAUGCGGGGAAAGAGUUAGGCAAGAUCUGCUUCAGUUGUAUUUGUUCGUUUAAGAGGGAUGAGAAGGAGACGUUCAAGGGGCAUCAGGGAGUGCGUGUGCAGGAACGGUGGAAGGAGGUGCUUGGGAGUAGGAAUGGAGAGGCUUGGGAGAAAGCGCCGGGCGUGGAUGCUCCGUGGUACCACCGCCAAGCAUCCACCUCUCCUCCCCCUCUCCUCCCGAUCUUCCCUGGCCUCGACAUUCGCAAAGUCAAUAUGACCCACCAUAACACCUCCGACCCUCUUGCCUACCGCACCCUCUCCCUCUACCGCCCUUUCGGUCACCUGCCCAUCUCCCUCCCAAACCUCCACGCCUGCGCACACCUCUACGCCAGCGACAAGAACUCUCUCUUCAUUAUCUCCAACGCUCUGGGAUUCGGAGACCAGGUUGGAAAAAUGGGGAGUUUAUCUCAUUCUGUUGUCUUCCAUGUACCGGCUUCGGAGCUGAUGUUUCAAGGACAUGAUGAGGAAGGAGGAAAAUUGAAUUGGUGGGUUCAAGAAGCUUGGACGCCGAGGAGUGGACAAGGGAGAGGGAUGCAUGAGAGUUGGAUUUGGAGUCCGAGUGGGAGGCAUGUUGCGACUACGUGGCAGGAGGGACUUAUUAGGAGGGCGGAGAGAGAGGAGGGUGAGAAGCAAAGGUUGAUGUGGGAGGAGGGGAUGAGGAAGAAUGGGAGAUUGGGAGGGAGGGGGAAGUUAUAAUAUUGAUGCAUGGUACAGCUGCGUGUAUUAUAUUGCUCUUCAGCAUGUGUUCCGAAUACCCUGCGAGUUGCUGUAAGAUCUUACAUUCAGACUCGUAUUUAAGGGGCAAGGAUACUAACUUAUUUGUUUCCCC
Hyaloscypha bicolor E is the source of this 1458-nucleotide messenger RNA. RefSeq names its product Thioesterase/thiol ester dehydrase-isomerase. Gene Ontology annotation, cellular component: peroxisomal matrix. The record is from RefSeq and is a predicted model, not a curated record. The transcript has 3 exons. NCBI's taxonomy places the organism in Eukaryota, Fungi, Ascomycota, Leotiomycetes, Helotiales, Hyaloscyphaceae. Gene Ontology annotation, biological process: fatty acid catabolic process; acyl-CoA metabolic process. Gene Ontology annotation, molecular function: fatty acyl-CoA hydrolase activity. Bases 225 to 1325 code for a protein of 366 amino acids.